GAAGUCAGUUCAGGCCACACAUGGAACUGAAUCCUAUGCCAAGAUUUCUCUCACCUUCCUGAUACUUGGCUGGCAGUGAUCACUUUUUUUUUAGUGCCAAUGGAGGUGUUCUUGUCACUCUGAGGGCAGCAGGAGCAACACCCAUUAGACCUCCUCUCCAGGCCACGAUGACUCAUGUGGAGUGACCAGCAGCAGCUAGUGUUUGUGUUGGGUGCGUCCAGCUGCCAGCAGGGAUGGACACCACGGCAAACAAUCACAAAAUGUCCAAGCAAAAGAAGAAGGGAAAGCCUCCUCCCCCUCCAGGGUCGGAGUCGGACCAGAGUGUUGACACCAAUAGCCUCUCAGCCGAGUCUCAAGAGGCUGGCCGGUCACCAAGCUCGACCCACAAGAUCACAAGCAAGAAAGGAGAGUGGGAAAUCUUGGAGGGGCUCAAAGAAGGACAGAGGUUUGAUUUCGUUCCUCGGAAAUUUGAAGGAUUCCUCUUAAAGCGACGCAAGUGGCCCCUGAAGGGAUGGCACAAGAGGUACUUUGUGCUAGACCGAAGUGUACUAACUUAUGCCAAGUCUGUUGGGGACUUGAUGCGUGGCAAGAUCUUGGGCAGGAUGGACAUUGGUAUGUCUGUUAUUUCCACAAAGGCUCGGCGCCGACGCAUUGACAUUGAUGCUGACACCUUGAUCUUCCACUUGAAGUGUAAGUCGAGGGAAGUGUACCUGCAGUGGGUGGAGCAGCUGAAGCAACACAGACUCCACAAGCAGCACCAGAUCCUCUACAGCAAAGACCAGAACAAGCUCACAUCCCCCACCUCCCCCUCAGAUGACUCCCCAACAGCAGAGUCUCUUGUGCCAGGAGGGAGAACCUCAUUGCCAGGCUCUCUGCCAGGCUCUCAUCAUGGCACCAUGGGCAGGGAGACCAAGACUGGCACUGGCACCACCCUCACCGGGGCUGCUGCAGAUGCUGACCCUAUACAGAGCCCUUGUUCCCCUCUGUAUGGAGUAUGCCUGUCAUGUUGGGGAGGGUUCCACCCUCACAACAGUAUGCAGCAGGGAGCUGGAACACUGCGGUCAUGGCUCAUGGACAACUCUGGGUUGGAGCAACUGGGGAAGGAGAUCACCACCACCCAUCACCAUGUCCAACAGCUGGCUCGCCUCCUUGACUCUAUUGAACACCAGGAUGAUGUCAGUCAUGGCGAACCAGCAACGCCCUCAACAAAGUCUCGGAGAAAGUUCCGCCUUCGUAAACAUAAGUCCAGCAAGUCAACCAGCGGGGAAUUGCCACUGUCUGCCAGCCCUGGGAAGGGAGGACCUGAUCAGGUGGAUGCUGCUGUCCCUUCCCUGCAUCCAUAUUGGUUCUGGAAUGAAACGGUUGAUGGAAACCUGUGUGAGCUGAGGCCCCUGAGCAGUAGCAACCCAACCCUGGCUAUGCACAACGCGGGCUGGCACUCCUCCGUCUCCCGGCCCCACAGCUAUUCUGAUGCCUCCACAGCUGCUGGGGGAUCGCAGCCUCCUAACACCCCCUCCCCUACCUCCCAGUCACAUCACCCCGCCCCCAUCCCCCCCACCAUCACACUGUCCAUGGAGAGCACCUCCCGGGAAGACUUCACCAUCCUCGCCAAAGAAAUUGUGAGCCAGAUUGGACAAGUCUUGCGAGGACUCCAGACUGAGCGUGAGAAGCUCCGUCAAGCAUUGGAAUCAGAAUCAAACCUUUUGGCCUCCCACAACACCACUGCCAUCAUUGCUGCUCUCAGAAACAACUUGAACCAGUCACUGCAACAAAAUGCAGAGUUACGAGGACGUUUAGCCAGGAUUCAUGCUGACUCCGACCUGUCAGAAGUAUCUGUGCCACCAUCUAUGUCUGAGUUGCUUCACAAGUCCCUUCACACCUCCCUGUCAUAUGAAAGUAGCUCAUGCUUCAGUGCCUCAGAGUAUUUUGAUGCUGCUGAUGCAUUUAGUGAUGCAGGAGCCACUGACACCAGCUCUGAGGCCUCAUCUGACAACAGCUCCUUUACUAGUGAAGCUAGUGAUGCCGGCACUGAUGCCCACCCCAGUGUGGCUGACAGUGAGGAUGUCACUGCUGAGAUUGAGGAGGACGGGAAAUGCUUCACUGGCCGGCGGACACGUCUGCCAGCUCCUAAGCCUCUCACCGAGGACUUUUCAGUGUGGAAUUUCCUUUACAAGAACAUUGGGAAAGAUCUGUCCAAAGUAUCCAUGCCCGUCACCCUCAACGAACCUCUCAACUUGCUGCAGCGAAUGUGUGAGGAGCUAGAGUACAGUGAACUCCUGGACAAAGCUGCUGGCAUGGAUGAUGCUGGUGAACGCAUGGUGCUGGUGGCUAGCUUUGCUGUGUCUGCCUAUGCCUCCUCAAUAUACCGUGCUGCUCAUAAGCCCUUUAACCCACUCCUUGGUGAGAGUUUUGAGUGCAUCAGGGAGGACAAAGGCUUCAGAUUUGUGGCAGAGCAGGUGAGCCACCAUCCUCCAGUCAGUGCAUGCUAUGCCAAGAGUCACAACUUCACCUUCUGGCAGGAUGUGCGUAUCAAGACUAAGUUCUGGGGCAGAUCACUAGAGUUUCAGCCAACAGGCAAGGUACACCUUGUAUUGCGAGAAGAUUUGGAGUCUGUCAUGGAAGACCACUACGAGUGGAACAAAGUGACCACAUGUGUGCACAACCUGUUUGGAGGAGGCCAGCGCUGGGUGGACCAGUACGGGGAGAUGAUCAUUAAGAACACCAAUAAGGGCCUCACUUGCAAGAUGUCCUUUGUGCGGGCCAGUUCAUGGUCAUCCAAAAGACAUGAAGUGUUUGGCAGUGUAACUGACUCCUCUGGCCAAGUGUUGCACAACCUGUUUGGUAAGUGGACUGAGGCUCUGUACUGUGGCCACGCCCCCUCGGCCAAGGUGGUGUGGCGGCCAGGCAGCAUGCCUGAGGAUUUCCAUCUCUACUUUGGCUUCACUAGGUUUGCCAUGGAGCUUAAUGAGCUGGAUGAAGACCAAGCCAAGUACCUGCCCCCUACAGACACAAGGUUCAGGCCAGACCAAAGGUAUCUUGAAGAAGGGAACAUGUCUGCAGCUGAGCUGCUCAAAACACAGCUGGAGCAGCAACAGAGAGAAAGGCGCAAGCAGCGGGAGGAGAAAGGGGAGGAGUAUGUGCCCAUGUGGUUCAGGCGAGAGCAAAUUGACAACAAUGAGGAGUCAUGGGUGUUCACCGGCGAGUACUGGAACAAACGGAAGGACCCGGGCUUUGUUAACAUGACCUUUGACAAGCUUUGGUAGGCCUGGCUAAGGGAUCAUGACCCUAAGUGUUGAAAUGUGUCAUAUUACAGAAAACUUGUGUUGAAGUAAAUUUUUGGCAGGAAUUAUUUAUUGAUAGUUUUAUAACAAUCAAGAACUUUGCAUCAUUGUGGGUGAUGUAAGUGAGCAUUUAUGAAAAAAAAAUGUGAUCAUCCUGUUAUAGAAAACUUAUUUUGAAGUAAUUUUUUAGUGAAGAGUUUUGAUGAAAUUUUGUAGCAGUCGGUAACUCUGCAUCACUGUGGGUGAACUUGUAAGUUGUGACAGUAGUUGGUCAAGUGAACAUUUAUGAUAAUUUGAUCAAAUGUCAUCAUAUAAUCCUACUGAACUGGUGUAAGCUUCAAGCACAGUUCCUGGAAACACAUGAUGAAUAUCCAUCACAUGAGAUACCAAGUGCACUUUGUGUUCUGAAGUGUUGUCAAGCAUAUAUCUAACUCCAUGAUAGGACAUGUACCUCACCCACUUGCUAUGUGUACAUUUGUUGUAAACUAAGAGAAGUUAUUAAUUUGCAGGAGCCAUUAUUUUUUUACAUACCAAUAUACAAAAUUUUUGGGCCAUAAAAUUUUCUUGGCUCUUCAGUAACAAAGGUUUCCCAAAGAAUAAUUGUCUUUUGGGCAGGUAAGGUUCAGGGUGAAGGCCACUCAAAAUAUCUCUCUAUUUGUCAGUGAUUGCUUCUAAAGCUUUGCAUGUGACAUUUAAUGUGUUCAUUCUGUCCUUGGCCCAACAUGUAUUCAGAUCCAAUCCCAGUGCCAGAGUUAGAGAGAAAAUAUUGUUUAUGAUUUGAUUAUUACUAUGAAAAUGAGGUCAACAUUCAUUGGGAUGAGAUUUUUAUCCUGAACAAAGAAACUUAAAAAAAUCUCAUCACAAUCUCCAAGGUCAACAGUGAUUUUAUAGUUAUUUUAAGCAUUGAAAAGCUUUCAUUACUUUCCCUCAGCCACAAGUGUGUAUCAUGAGCCCCGUGUGCUUGCAUUCUACUGAAAUUAAAAUAAGUCCCUGCUCUCUGCUGGAAGCUGGUGGCAGUGACAAUGGCAUGUCAGGCACAUAUUAUGGACUAAGAGUAAUUUGGGAAAACCAAAAUUUUGGGACUGCCUCUGGCAAACCUCCUGUUUACCUUCCUUUUAAGGUUUAAAUAAUACUUAAUAGGUUAACAAUAUUGAUUUUUCAACUAGAUUUUGAACAGAAGAUUUUGUGUGGCUUGAGGAAUGAGUAAACAUACUUGUGCUGGUUGUGAUCUGCCUCGAGGCACACCACAUGAUGCUGUGAGAUAAGUCGCUGGUUAAGUCAUCCACAUUGGUUGGAAUGAAUGAAUCUACUUUAGAGUUGAAAUAUAAAUAAUAUUGUGCAUAAUAUACUGACUUACAGAGGAUGUUUAUAUUUUAAAAUGUAAUUCAGUCUGCAAUGCAAUUCUGCACUUUUGACAGCCUCACUAAAUUUCCACUAUAGGUUUAAAAUUUUCUAUAUUGUGGCACUAUUUUUAUAGAUUUUCCUUUGCAAAAAUUCAAUAUAUAUAUAUAUAUAUAUAUAUAUAUAUAUAUAUAUAUAUAUAUAUAUAUAUAUAUAUAUAUAUAUAUAUAUAUAUAUAUAUAUAAAACAAAGAGCUUUAACUUAACACAUUUCUCAUAUGAAUGACAACUAUUAAGAACUUUUGCCACUUUCAAUACCCAGCUGAGUGCACAGGCUCUCUUUUACAUUUAUGAAUGAAACCAUACUUUGGUGCAGUCUCUUCAAUUUCAUAUUCGAUCUACUACUUUUCUUUUUUGUUUAGUUGGUCUUUUGUUUUAGACAUUUUAUAUCUGAUGUCUGCAGAUUGUUAGAACUGUGUAGUUAAAGCAUUUUUUGUUUGCAUCACCAGGUACACUCACUCUGCUGAAAGUGCUAAUCUGCUAGUUGGGUCAGCAACUGAGGCUGUGACCUGUUAGUCAUGUGGCCAAACCUCAGCUUGAGACGUGAGGUAGCACUUAUAAUGAGGCGAUGGGGACUAUCAUAAAGGGCUCACCAGUAGGGUUGAUGACGAACCAUUUAACCUGGUGGAAAUGUGGAAUGUCCACAGUACUUAAGCCCAGCACCCAGCUCCCUGUGAAUGGCAGGGAGACCCCCUGUGUGCUGCCUUGUGAGGCUUUUGUUACUUUGACUUCCUUGUUGGGGGUCCAUUUGGUGUUCAUGGUAUUGAUAUUGAAAGUGGUUCUAUUGAGUGGUUUGUGUAAUAAUAAUUAUGAUACUGUUGUGACAAAGGAUUAUUAUUUAUUCAGAUUAUACAGCUUUAUCCACUUCAUACUGCUUGUACUUUCUUUGGUACAAACUCUUGACACUUUAUGCAGUUGUACUAAUAAUAUUUGUGCACUCAGGAAAGGAGGCUUUCAUUCUGCUUUAGCAUUAAGGCGUAUCAUAAUUUUCUCGUCUAGUACUACAUGUAUUGAUAAGUGGUCCAAAAGGUUUUACUGAGCCUAGUUCAUAGUUGAAUAAUAUUAAUAUUUAUGAUAUUUGUGUCUGUUAUUUUUUAUAUUUAUGCAGAGUUUAGGAAGAAAAUUAUUCUUUGUUAAUGUUUCAUUUUAAUGCUGAAUUUGACAUAAUGAAAUUUACAUUGUCACAAUAAAAAGUGUACUUAAUAACAAUGUUCCAUAUGUUUACAUAAGAUUUUUUGUGGUACCUUUUGCUUUGAACAGACUUACUUGCAAGCAGGUUAAACUAUAAUUUUCUUUUCCCUAAAUUUCCUUAACCAUCAGUCAAGAUAGACAGAAGCUACUGCUAGGGAGGGAAAAGCUUUUUGCAACUCCUCUUCUCUUCUCUCUCUCUCUCUCUCUUUGAAAUCUGUAAAUCCUAUGCUGGAGAAUCAGUUUUUUCUCUACAUCUUUAAGCAUCUAAUCAUUCCUUACCAUUAUUCAUAUUUGUUUUGUCAUGUGCAUCACUAAGGUGCUGAAUUCUUUCCUCUGCAUUCCCUCUUCAUAUUGGUGGCCUUGGUAUCACUGUGUCCCUCUGCAGUGUAAAAUAUUAACCCUUUCCUCUCACUUUGGUGUCAAUAUGUACAUGGAUUGCCUCUAUUUUCAUAUUCACAUUUCAAGCGCAGUUUUAUAAAUAUGUCUGUGUACUCUCUGUGGUCGUCAUAAUCAUGAGCAUCAAAUUCCAGGCCUUUGCAAAACAUUUCUAUUGUCAGGUUAUUUUAUACUGAUUCACUCAUAUUAAGGGACACCAUCUUGCAUAUUUUAUUUUUAUUAAUGGUAAAGAUGACACACUUUUCCUUUUGCCUCAUAUUCUUUCUAACACAACUCACCUUAAGGAUCUUUGUCAUCUCACUGCAUUAUAUUCUGCAUAUCUCAGUGAACAGGCAACAUCCCUUAUUAACUUGAUUGUGUGCUUAUUGCAAGUUAACUAUUUUAUGACUGUCAUUAGUGCAAUUUCAUGUUACAGGCAUAUUCUAUUAGCUCAGUGACAUGAGAAGUUCCUUGUAUUCUUUUAAGUUAGUGCUGACAGCAUCAACAAUCUGGUUUCCCCUUUCUUCCAUCUGUGGUUACAAAGUAGCCUCAUGCACUCAAAGAACUCUUUAUGGCAAAGAAAAUGAGCAAGGGUAAAAAAGAAGUGACAAAAAAGAUGCCUGCAACACACUGCUCCCAGAAGAAUACAGAUGCAGAUAAGGAUGAUGUUUAGACUGGGAAUGUUAUUUAUUUUACCUGUAGUCAAAGCAUUAUUCAAAAGCCUGGAUAUUGGAUCCUAUCUCUGCAUGAGUCCCAGAGAAACUAUACUGGAAUAUGUCCCAUUCAGAAUAAGGUUGAUGAAAAUCCAGCCCACAAAAGUGGACAAUCCAUUUUACCCAUUCUUUUAUUCAAUGAACUUUGAAUCAUGUUUAUGUCAGUGGGAAAUCAGGUUGUUGGUGAUGAUAUUGACAGUGGCAUCUCAUCAUCCUCAGCAUGGGAGUUAAUGUGACUUCUCACUGCUGGUGAUAGUUUAUGCUCACUUCAGAUAACAAUUCAUGGUUGUGAAUCUCAGAAAAGACAUUACUACACUUAACUGUCAAUAAUUUGGCAUGUUCAGGAGCCUUGCCUUGAUGAGCUGUCAGAUAAAACAAACUAUUUUCAUGACUUUUUUCUUUGAUGUACGGUUUGAACAACAGUCUGCAACUAAUUAAAUCUGUUGUCUAUGCAGAUUUAUGUACAAUAUUGACACUGCUUCCUGUCUGUUGGAGAAGCAUACUUUGUGAAUGCCAAAAUCAAUGUGUUGUGUCCAGUGAAGAGUGAGGGGAAGCAGUAACGUCUUGCUUCAUGGCAGGGUGUGGGAGGAGAACUUCUGAAUAUAUCAUUAAUACAACACAAGUGAAUCUUUACACAAUCUGAAAUGAACUGAGGCCUGAAAACAUUCUAUUCAAGUUGAAUUAUAUAAUCCAGUCCACUUGCCAUAGAUAGGUGUUAAAAUUGUUAGCUUCCACUCCGCAAUAGUCUCGCUGAAAACACAUGCAAGAAGCUUUGUAGUUGAUGUGCACAGGCAGACACAUGGAGAAUUAAUGGUUAGUGGGGAGCCUUUUGCAGAGGUUCAUUUGCUCCUGUUGAUGACUGACAGCAACACCAUGAGGAACUGAUUCAUAGCAAGUCACUCUGAGCACUGUCAAAUUAUUGAAUUUUCAGUGUUUAACGAGAACAAUAAAUAUCUAGGGCCAUCAGUGUACUAGUGUAUGAAAUCAUAACCUAUAAGUAAUGUGUUAUACGUAUAUAUCAUAUUGUAGCCUAGUUGUCUUUUUUUAUUUAGAGAAGCAGGCUAUUUAUUGUGGUGGAUGUAAUAUGAAUGACUCAGGCUAAGUCAAAGGAAUGUUAAUUAAGGGAUUCUAUCAUCACAGGAUUGCUGUUAAUACACUGCUCUUUUUAUCUUACAGUACAUAUACACCUACUUUUACCAGGAGUUAUACUGUUUUUCUAUAGUAGCCACUGCAGUUUCAUGCAUACAUACUACACUUUUUAAGAGGCCAUUGAAGAUCUAAUGUAAAAGUGUGGAUGUAGAAGAGCAAACCAAAUAAUUUCAUCUGAAUGGUCAUUGCAACAAGGAACAAUAUAUUAUAAUUAAAUUGGAUAGUUCCAUUUUAUGACAUAAUCUGGGCAUAGAGGAAAUAUUUGCAUUCAUGUGGAAAAUCCAUCAAUUUGUGCUCUCUACAUGGAGGGGGGCUUCGUGGUGCAGUGGUUAGCACACUCGGCUCACAACCAAGAGAGCACGGGUUCGAUUCCCAGGCGGAGUGGAAAAAUUUGGGCAGCUUUUCCGAUACCCUACGCCCCUGUCCACCCAGCAGUGAAUGGGUACUAGGUAUUAAUCGGGGGUUGUGUCCCGUCUCCUGGGAUCUGUUCCCUUCUCCUAUUGUUCCUUCCCCUUCUGUCUCUCAAUGGCAUAUGACCACAGAUGUUGCGCCGACUAAACAAAACUUUCCAACUUUUUCCUCUCUACAUGGACAUUUCAGCACAAGAUUCAAGAGGAUGGGUGCAUUACUUAGAAACUGGUGAUGCAAGUCAUGACUUUAAUCAGAGCUUUCACCGAGACCUAAAUUGACCAUCAGAUAACUCCUGGUAUUUUUUUUGUGGAGAGUGAUCAUAUAAAAGUGAGAUCUGCCUUCCUUGGUGACUCCAACUCAGCCUGCAUCUCAUCAUUCUAUGUUUCAGUCAUUCUCUUUUAUGCUCUUUUAUUCAUUACAAAAUUAUCACUGUCUUAUCUGCUCUGUUCAUUAGCUGAUAAUCUGAGGUCUCAUCCUAGCCACAAGUGUAAGAAUCAGCUGUUGGCAUGUUGCGAGGGUCCGCUAUUGAGUCCAGCGUGGUGUGUGCUGUGAGAGGGAAGCUACAUAGUACAGUGCUGUGCCAUAGCAAAAUUAGGGUCCUUAUCACUGAAUUUGGAAAAGGAAGAAGCUUUGUAGUUUUGGCCAAAAGAGUUUUAUCACAGUAAAAGUUUUUAAACAAUGAAUAGCUUGUUUAUGAAUUUUAUUUGUGAACUUAUUUGUACAUAAUACUGUUCAGCAAUUAAUACGUAGGUAAAGUAAUUUUGUGCAGUGAAGAAAGAUUCCAUUUCUCAACUGAGCAAUACAUCCACAAGUGUCCUAGAGCUUUGCGUAGGUGCUGGUGCUACAAGAGUGUGUCUGUGGGGCCCAUCAACUUGGCUGCAAGAGUUUGCUGAUCAUAGUGGCCAUUGCAUUUUACUAGUUUUAGCCUCUGGUUCAUUGUGACCAGUUAGAAAAACAAUUGUAUGCAAUGUCAUAGGAACUUGAGAGUAAAGGAAAUUUUGUUGUACAAUAUGCCUAUAGGUGAGAAGUAAUGUAAUACACACUCAUGCUUCUUCUUUCUUUGAAUUUGGGCAUCUGUGUGUAUGUAUGUAUGUGUGUGUAUAUAUAUAUAUAUAUAUAUAUAUAUAUAUAUAUAUAUAUAUAUAUCUAUUUAUAUAUAUAUAUAUAUAUAUAUAUAUAUAUAUAUAUAAAUAUAUAUAUAUAUAUAUAUAUAUAUAUAUAUAUAUAUAUAUAUUUCUUUGACAUGGCCUUGCAUAGAACAGUAGAAGAAGUGACAAAGUGAUAAUGAGAAUUUGUUGAUGUCUUUUGGUUUUGAGGCAAAAGAUACACUCAAAGAUUUUAUAAUUACAUGUGAUACAGCUAAAGGGAGUGUAGGUCUGUGCACUGAGACUACUGUAUAAAAUGUCUUGGUGAUAGAUAUUUACUGUAGACGAAUGUUAGAUAUUCUGAACUGUGAUGUAGUAAAGGUUUUUGCAAACUCCUAUGUUGUAAAUUGUAAUUUGCAUGAAUAAAACAGUUUCAUGCCAAGAUCAAUAAAUGAGAAGUGUACAA
Molecule: messenger RNA, 10071 nt
Organism: Eriocheir sinensis (Chinese mitten crab)
Lineage: Eukaryota; Metazoa; Arthropoda; Malacostraca; Decapoda; Varunidae
Product: oxysterol-binding protein-related protein 3-like
Exons: 23
Coding region: 234-3263 (1009 amino acids)
Cellular component (GO): plasma membrane; intracellular membrane-bounded organelle; perinuclear endoplasmic reticulum
Molecular function (GO): cholesterol binding
Source: RefSeq, a predicted model, not a curated record